Molecule: messenger RNA, 2087 nt
Organism: Leptidea sinapis
Lineage: Eukaryota; Metazoa; Arthropoda; Insecta; Lepidoptera; Pieridae
Gene: Aly
Product: protein lin-9 homolog
Exons: 2
Coding region: 283-1938 (551 amino acids)
Biological process (GO): DNA-templated transcription; regulation of cell cycle; regulation of transcription by RNA polymerase II
Cellular component (GO): nucleoplasm; transcription repressor complex
Molecular function (GO): DNA binding
Source: RefSeq, a predicted model, not a curated record
UAUACUCAGUGUAUUAUGGAAUUGUAAGCUUUUCAUUUGAAAAUGUUGUACUUAAUUAAUUAUUAUUGUGCAUAAAUAUAUAAUUAUGUAGAAACAACGUAAUCGUUUCGAUUAUUUUCUAAUAAUUAGUAUGUAUUAAUUUGAUGGGUACCAUAAAGUGGAUUAUUAUUUUUUCUUAGUGUCAAUAAAUUGGCGCUUUCGUCUUUAAAAUAUCUGAUAUCGUUCAACCUCAAUAUGGCGGAUAAGUGGGAAAUUUUGUAAAGCAACACAAAAAUUUCUACUAUGGAAAUGAUUAAAGACGAGCCCAUGGAUUCAAGUGGUGGAGAUGAUGAUAUUCCGCCUGCAUUUUGUCCAGCUGCACUUGGUUUGCAUAGAGUGGGUACAGUAUUGCCGCCAAAACCAGCUCCCAGUGAGCCUAUGCAAAAACUAAAUGCGAGAGGCAUGCCCGCGCGAAUCAGAAAGAAGAAUCGAUUUAUUUUUGUUGAUGACUUUGUAAAUACGUCUCCACCUAGACAAUCACCAAAGCGAACACCAAAAAUCCUGAAAACCCCAGUAAAAACUCCUAAUCCCAAGAAAGAAUUCUCUCCAUCUAAAUCACCAGUAAAAACACCUAGGCCUACUGAUAAAGAUGAAAAAUCUGAAAACCAAUCUCCGGAUAGACAUAGCGGUCAAAGAAUUGGAAUGAGGUUGAGAAAUUUGUUAAAAUUACCAAAAGCCCAUAAAUGGGUUUGCUUUGAAUAUUUUUAUAGUAACAUUGACAAAGCACUUUUUGAUGGAGAAAAUGAUUUUAUGAUUUGUCUAAAAGAGUCCUUUCCUACAUUAGGAAGCAGAAAGCUAACUAAAGUACAAUGGGCCAAAAUAAGGCAAAUGAUGGGCAAGCCCCGUCGAUGUUCUCAUGCCUUUUUUGAAGAAGAAAGAAAAGAAUUGGAGAGAAAAAGAAAGCUGAUAAGGUAUAUUCAACAAAGAAAAACAGGUGAUAUUUGUUUUAAAGAUUUACCUAAUGAGAUACCGAUGCAAUUAGUUGUUGGAACUAAAGUGACUGCUAGACUUCGUAAACCUCAAGAUGGAUUGUUUACUGGUUGCAUAGAUGCAGUGGACACUUCCAACAAUACAUACAGAAUAUCAUUUGAAAGACCAAAAUUAGGAACUCAUUCUGUUCCUGAUUAUGAAGUGUUGUCAAAUGACCCUCCAGACUCUAUAUUAUUGUCAAGCUUAACUCAAUCAUUUAGACCACAGUCUAUACUUGAUAUAUUAAAUUGUAACCAACCAUCUCUAUAUAAGAAAAAUAAUGGGAGAGGCGACCCCCUAAUAGGGUUUAAUGACAUAAAUAAUCAAUUAGAAUCUUAUCCUCCUGGAUUUUUAGAGUUAAUUGUAAAGUUAACUAAACUUCUAAAAGCAAAACAAGUGAAAAUAAAUAAAUUGAGGGAAUUGAAUUGUGAAGCUGAAAAGCGAAAGUUAUUUGACGAAAAAGCACCUGAGGACUUUGAGAGAAAGUAUGCUGCAAUUGUGAUUGAUCUUGAAAGAAUGAAUAUGGAUUUGCAGGAGUACAUAAAUGAUAUACAAGCAUAUUGUCAACAGAUUGCCCCAGGUCCCAGCAUUGCUGCUAUGCUGUCACCAUCACAUCUUAGAGAAAAAUGUAAAGAAGAAGCUUCUGAACUUGUCGCUCUUUAUAAUAAUAACUCGCUUUGUUUAAAAGAUUCAAAUUUAGUUGAACUUAUUACAGAUUUAACAGCAUUAAUAUUGCAAGUCAAAAGUUUGUCUAAUACUGAUCAGAAUGCUUAUGAACUAAGUGUGCUAAAAGGUACUAUAGAACAGAUAAAAAUAAAAUUGGAACCUAAGUAUCAAAAAAUUUUUCAAAACAGUGUGGAACCACACAUGCAUAGGAUACAAAUGGGCUUAGGUAAAAUGUUGUCUAGUAAUUUAAUUAUGGGUAGUUAAUUUAUCAUAGUUAGUCUGAGAAUAGAAUGUAUAGACACAUGAAGGAUUAAUAUAUUAUAGGAAUAAUUAUUGUAUGGGUAUAUAUAGCAAAAAUUUGUGAUAUACUUCUUCAUUACAAAUGUAUAUAAAUAAAUAAAUAUUAACAAUUA